Adineta ricciae is the source of this 327-nucleotide messenger RNA. Lineage: Eukaryota; Metazoa; Rotifera; Eurotatoria; Adinetida; Adinetidae. The record is from the annotation of a GenBank genome assembly.
AUGACUACCGAUGCCAGAUUGCAAGUCACUACCACAAUUGGUACUAUUGAACGACGUAUAUUUGUAGGUAAAUGGUCAUCGACGUACAACUUUACUGGCUAUUAUGCAGCAUAUUCAUCAUCAAUUUGUACGUACACAAUUGAAGAGCACCGAGCAUUCUUAACAAUUAUCACAACAGUUAUUCCUCUCGUAGGAGGCCUAUCCAGGACAACUGAUGUUGUGGUGCCGCCUUUGGCACGACUUGAUCGUCCGCAUCUUUGUCGACGCAUUCAUCGUUUAAAAACCAGUAUAAAUCAAAGAAAAAAAAUAAUACGAUUACAGCCCUGA